Aspergillus puulaauensis is the source of this 981-nucleotide messenger RNA. RefSeq names its product putative short-chain dehydrogenase/reductase family protein. Bases 1 to 981 code for a protein of 326 amino acids. The record is from RefSeq and is a predicted model, not a curated record. Lineage: Eukaryota; Fungi; Ascomycota; Eurotiomycetes; Eurotiales; Aspergillaceae. The transcript has a single exon.
AUGCCUUCCUUCCUCUACUCCCAGCUUUUUGUCACACCUCCGCUCCCUUCCAAGUCCUUUGCCGAGCAGGUGGUCAUAAUCACCGGAUCCAAUACUGGUCUUGGUCUAGAAGCCGCCCGCCAUAUCGCCCGCCUCGGCGCCAGCAAGGUCAUCCUAGGCGUGCGCAAUAUCUCCGCCGGCGAAGCAGCCCGUCAAGACAUCGAGUCCUCCACGGGCCGGCACAACGCCGUCGAAGUAUGGCAGCUAGAUCUAUCCGACUAUGACUCCGUGGUGUCUUUUGCCGAGCGCGCACAGAAGCUCCCGCGUCUAGACGCGGUGAUUGAAAACGCCGCCAUAGCCACCCAGAACUUUGAAUCGGCAGGUGGCCAUGAGCGCACGAUUACUGUUAAUGUUAUUUCGACUGUGCUGCUUGGUAUUCUUCUAUUGCCGAAGCUGCGUCAAACGGCUAGGGAUUAUCCUGCCGCUCCCACCCCGCGUCUGUCUGUCGUUGUUAGCGAGGUCCACGCCUGGUCGAAAUUCCCGGAAUGGCAGAGUCCUCGAGGCAUAUUUCCUGCGUUGGAUGAUGAAGAGAAUGCGCGUAUGGGCGAGCGCUAUCCAACCUCUAAACUGGUUGCUAUUCUUGCGCUGCGUGAAUUGGUCUCCCGCAUGAGUGGUGACGGGUCUGUUGUUGUUAACAUGGUGAACCCGGGCUUUUGCCAUUCGCAGCUUGGGAGGAAUGCGAGCGGUUUGACGAGUCUGCAGAUGAAUCUUCUCAAGAUGGUUCUUGCGCGUACUACGGAGGUUGGCAGUCGGACGCUUGUUGCUGGGGGUUCUGCGGGGAAGGAGUCUCAUGGGAUGUAUAUGACGGAUGGAGUUGUUGAGAAUGAUAACCUGUCUGCGUUUGUACGCAGUUCGGAUGGUAUGGCAGCGCAGAAGAGGGUUUGGGAUGAGCUAGCAGCCAUCGUACAGGAGAUCAUGCCGGGUGUCAUGGGAUAUUUGUAA